AUGUUGCUUGUUUUUUUUUGGACAGACUGCUUCGCUCUCGCGGAGGAAGCAGGGGCGCCGUGCUCUACUUUCCAUCUCAUGUUGCAUUCGUGCGCGAUGGUUUUCCUUAACGAAGCAACAGAAUUGCUGCUGCUGUUGAUGCUCUCUCCUUUGCCUUUUACUCCUUCCUACUUCUCAGUCUUGCCGCCCUCUCUUCUACCCUCCCAAGCAGGACGCCCUACUUCUCCC
This is a messenger RNA of Amoebophrya sp. A120, 228 nucleotides long. The record is from the annotation of a GenBank genome assembly. NCBI's taxonomy places the organism in Eukaryota, Dinophyceae, Syndiniales, Amoebophryaceae.